GGCGACAAAAAAGGCGAUAAAGGCGAUUAGAGGUUACGACCGAGAACGGCAUGAGUACGGUGGAUCCGCCGGGGUUACCUCCAUCUCCGCGGAGUGGGGGUCGAUCUCAGGAGGGUACGCAAGGUUCUGAUCAAGGGGCACGACACAAUCUAACCAUUUUGGAUCCAGAUCAAAUCACUGAUUUGGAUUCACGGAGUCUUAUGAUGGAUGGAUCGAAGGUUGCGUCACCAAGGAGGAUAGAUCUGGAAAGGAAGGAUAAGGGACCGAUUCAAGACACGAUUUCUGGAGGAUCUAAAGGAUCAUGGGUUGGAGCGGUUCAAGGGAAAAAAGUUCUGAAGAAAUACGGCGUUGAGGUAACGAUGAAGGAUGGAAUUGGUUCGGUAACGGUCCCGGAGGAGAUCACGAAGGAUGUUGCACCACUUUGGGAUGACUUCCUUAUUGGAAAAUUCCUGGACACCGCUCCGCACAUUGCUAAGGUCCAUGCGAUAGUCAAUAAGGUCUGGAAUCUUAAUGACAAAACCCAUAGGAUUGAUGUGUAUGAGGUUAAUGAAACCUCAAUGAAGUUUAAGAUUCCAAAUCAAGCUGAUCGGAACAGAAUACUGAGAAGAGGGAUGUGAAACCUAGCUGGGAUUCCUGUGGUUCUGACGAAAUGGUCACCGGUGACAGAGAAGGAGAAGC
Molecule: messenger RNA, 678 nt
Organism: Brassica rapa (field mustard)
Lineage: Eukaryota; Viridiplantae; Streptophyta; Magnoliopsida; Brassicales; Brassicaceae
Source: RefSeq, a predicted model, not a curated record